AUGGUCCGCUGCCGUGCGAGGAGCCCCAGCAAGCGCCCAUGCCAGGAGCACAGGCAGGAGCACGGCCAUGACCGUGAGGACCAGGACGAUCCCGAGCAGGAGCAGGAUCUGAACCCAGAGCACAUCGAGAUCUACGGCAGGAUGCACUGUGGCCACUACCGACAACGGCGCUGCUCCCACCGCAGACGCCGGUCCUGUUGCGGCCGCCGUCGGUCCUGCUGCCGGAGGUCCUGCCAGAGGCGGAGACGCAGCUGCAGGCACCGAAGGCGGUACCGCAGAGGCUGCAGAAGCAGGAGGAGGAGAUGA
Messenger RNA from Castor canadensis (American beaver), 306 nucleotides. It is a transcript of the gene Prm2, whose product is annotated as protamine 2. The record is from RefSeq and is a predicted model, not a curated record. NCBI's taxonomy places the organism in Eukaryota, Metazoa, Chordata, Mammalia, Rodentia, Castoridae. Gene Ontology annotation, molecular function: DNA binding. Gene Ontology annotation, cellular component: nucleus. Gene Ontology annotation, biological process: spermatid development; nucleus organization; chromosome organization.